Dichomitus squalens LYAD-421 SS1 is the source of this 860-nucleotide messenger RNA. RefSeq lists its product as uncharacterized. The transcript is spliced from 2 exons. Bases 249 to 815 code for a protein of 188 amino acids. Lineage: Eukaryota; Fungi; Basidiomycota; Agaricomycetes; Polyporales; Polyporaceae. The record is from RefSeq and is a predicted model, not a curated record.
CGCAGCCCGCAGAAAUCGCUCAUCUAGCAGUACACGCUACCUGGUCAUGCAGUAUCGCACGGCGAUCCGUUGACACUCGGGUUGAGCACUUGGCACUACGCCACCACACGUACAUUCGCAUGCCACAUCACACGACCGGAGGUGUGGAGGAUGCAAGCGUUCGCGCGCUGACGGGCUCCUUUCGCAGAGAUGUCAAUCGUUGAACCUUAAACAGCACGGGCGCGCUUCCUUUCACUCUACCAUCACGGAUGUCUCACAGCGUAUGUCACACCCUCCUCGAUGGCGGCGAUACGCGCUGCUCAGCUGCUGUGAGACGAGGAAGACAAUCUUGCGGCAAGCACGCCGCUGCGUAUGACGCAAGUUACAAACGCUACAAGAACGCGGAGAACGACGCGAAACUCCUACGCGCCGCGGCGCAGACGAAACGUAGCGAUGUGCAUACUCUCCCCGCAAGCGAGAUCGAAACGAGGAUCAAGAAUGUCCAGGUGUACUCGGACGCGUUGGAGCUCGAACUGACACUUCGAAGGGAGCACGAUGCGUAUUUCAUUGGAGAUCCUGACGAGGGACACCGGAAGAGGCUGCAAGAUCUGAAACAGCAGAUCAAACAUCACCGCGAUGUACUUGCAGCGUUGCACGCACGAUUGGAGAUGAUGCAUCCCGCCGUUAAGCGCACGUCUCAAUGCAAGCGCCGUCGUGGUAGCGUGGCUGGUAUCACCGCGGAAUCCGCGCCUCCCGAUCCUCAACCCCAAGCGACAUCUCAUCAUAAUCCAAAGCGGUACAGGCUAGCACAAUCAAAUCGAGGUAGAGAUGAGUAGAGAUGAGCGCAAGAAAUUCGAGGAGGGACAUGAGCCGCGUUCAAC